Messenger RNA from Bradysia coprophila, 763 nucleotides. Its product is annotated as dynein light chain Tctex-type protein 2B-like. The record is from RefSeq and is a predicted model, not a curated record. Gene Ontology annotation, biological process: microtubule-based movement. Gene Ontology annotation, cellular component: cytoplasm; cytoplasmic dynein complex. NCBI's taxonomy places the organism in Eukaryota, Metazoa, Arthropoda, Insecta, Diptera, Sciaridae. Gene Ontology annotation, molecular function: dynein intermediate chain binding.
GUCAAAAACUACUGAAAAACACAACAAACUAACGACCAGCAGCUUCGAAUCUAAACAUAGUUCUGUAAAAUCUUAUUUAAAAUUUCAUUUGUAACAAACGUCCAACACGAUUCUAAAUUACAAUGAGUGAUGAUUCGGUUGCAUAUUCCAUAAAACAUAAUUCGAGCGAAGUGAUGCUCAGUGAAAAUGCAGAUGAUCGUCGGAGUACAAGUCAGUAUGAAAUUAAACCUAGUCAGACGGAGGGAUUCAAGCAACAAGCAGUUAAGGAGAUCAUUUCCAAUGUCCUCAUAGAAGUAUUAGAUGGUAAACAAUAUCAAAGUACCCAAAUAGCAGAAUGGACUAGCAAAAUUUCGGAUACCAUUAGCGCACAAUUGAAAGAGCUGAAUAUGAGGCGAUAUAAGCAUAUAGUACAAGUUGUAAUUUUGCAGCAAACCGGGGCUGGUUGCAAGUAUAUUGCCCGAUGUCGAUGGGAUGCUGAAUGUGAUGUGCAAGUAUCAAAUUAUUUCACAAAUGAGAGUAUGGCGUGUAUAGUAACAGUUUUUGGAGUUUUUAUGUACUGAAGGACUCUGCCUCGGGUGUAUGAAGUGGACGAAAUUUUAUGUACGAGUAAACCCACCUGCCUUGAUGAAAUUCACUACACAAUUUGCAUUUGGCUCAUGUAUUCUAAUUCGCCUUAUUUAUUUUAGCCUAAUACAAUGGUUGUGUACACAAUUGUAACAAAUAAAAACCGGAAUUAGUUAACCACGGCGUCGACUCGAUUUUU